Colletotrichum phormii is the source of this 1385-nucleotide messenger RNA. Its product is annotated as oxidoreductase. Gene Ontology annotation, molecular function: oxidoreductase activity, acting on NAD(P)H, oxygen as acceptor. Bases 172 to 1023 code for a protein of 283 amino acids. Gene Ontology annotation, cellular component: intracellular anatomical structure. The record is from RefSeq and is a predicted model, not a curated record. NCBI's taxonomy places the organism in Eukaryota, Fungi, Ascomycota, Sordariomycetes, Glomerellales, Glomerellaceae. The transcript has 4 exons.
UCGCAUCCUCACCCACCUUAACACGAGUGAGGGAGAGCCACCAUCCUUCUAGCACACCUUCACCUUUUUAAUGGUCUCUGAGUGCGUUGGUAGAACUCCUGUUGCGCGAUCGAAAUUCAGGUUGAUAAGUGAUUACAUGUAAUCACCAGUCACCUCUACACGUCGAGCACGAUGUCAUCAAGCGUCAGAGAAACCAAACCAUCAGUGGGUGACCCGGAGAAGUCAGUGAGUGAGCUCUUCAGGCUUGAUGAGCGGACCAUAUUGAUAACCGGUGGUGGAGGUUCUAUGGGUUUGGAAGUUGCUCGCUCCGUGCUAGAAAGCGGCGGAGAUGUCAUAUGCAUUGACCGACAGGAGAGUCCUCUCGAGAAACCUUGGAGUCGUGUGCUCGACGUGUCCAAGAGUCACGGGACACAAGCGUGGUACUACAGGUGCGAUAUUACGGACGCAGAAAACGUAAAGUCUGUCUUCGCGGAGUCUAUGAAGAAGAUACGGUUCCCCUUUAUGGGGUUGGUCGCCUGUGCUGGUAUUUCAGGUGAUGCACCAUCCAUCGACUUUCCGAUCGACAUAGCGAGACGCAUCGUGGACAUCAACGUCAUCGGGACACUUAUCUGCGCGCAAGCUGCGGCUCAGGAGAUUCAAAGACAAGGAUCGGCCGGAAGUAUCGUCCUCAUUGCGAGUAUGAGUGCUCAUGGGAGCAACAAGGGCGUUGAUACCGUGGCCUACAAUUCGUCAAAGUCAGCAGUUGUUCAGAUGGCUCGUUCUCUUGCCGCUGAGUGGGGUAGCCGCGUAGACAUACCACUCAUUCGGGUGAACUCGAUCUCGCCCGGGUACAUCCGCACACGAAUGACUGACAAACCACUCAGUAACCCUGAGAUGGAGAGAGAAUGGAUCAAUGGCAACAUGUUGAUGAGAUUGAGUGAGGCGCACGAGUACAGAGGUCCCAUCAUCUUUCUGCUCAGUGAUGCCAGCAGUUUCAUGACUGGAUCUGAUGUCCGCGUAGAUGGGGGCCACACAGCUUGGUAGUUGAAGAAAUUGCGAAAGCAACUCAUCUGUCUGACUGCUGGAUCCUAUUAUAGCUGGGGAACCUCAAAGAGAGGGCCGACACACCUGAUCAUAACAUAACUCCAAGACCCUUCGUUCACAGCGACCUCAGCAACGGACUUCAGGGGACUACAUGUACCCAAGGUGUCAUCAGUGUUCCCACAAAAGCCCAUCAUACAGAAACGUUACAUCAGUGAAAUUUCAUAGGGGCAGAGAGAAAAACAACAUUGAACCAAUCGGGUAGCUGCUUGGACUACGAGCGGUUAGAUAGCAUUACCUAGGUAGACAGAAACGGUUAGAAAUGAGAUUCUAUCGAAUUGGAAGAUCACUUCUGAUAUUUUCAA